UCCAAAAUGGCGGAUAGUCCAAAUCCUUUUUUGGAGGGGGAGUUUUCCCAGAAUGAACUUCCUAUAGCUCCCCCAGUGAGACAGUCGACCCCAGAGCUCGCGGAUAUUACAUUUGAUACUGUAGCUGCUAAGUUGAUCAAAGAAAAUUUGAUGCUGACCGCACUGGAAUUACACACAGAGCUUGUAGAAACAGGAAGAGAAAUUCCAAAAUUGAGAGAUUUUUUCUCAAAUCCAGGGAAUUUUGAGAGAACCAAACAACCGCCAGAUUCAUCUCCCAGCGGCCUGACACGUUCAUCAAGCAUCCAGACUUUUGACUCUAUAGACUUUGCUAAGUACUCUGACGAUGGCUUGGAUAAGGCUGAUGACAGGGUGGCUGUGCUGGAAUUUGAGCUGAGAAAAGCUCAGGAUACAAUAAAGUCACUUAGAGCUACAUUGACUAAAGCAACAGAGAACGAUGCUACAACUCCAGAGAGGCUUGAUGAGCAAGAUGAGAACAACAUUGAAGAGACCAUCAAGCCACAUGAGACUCGUGCACUUAACUUCCUGGUGAAUGAAUAUCUACUGAUGCAUGAUUAUAAACUCACUUCUGUCACAUUUGCUGAAGAGAAUGAAGACCAGGACUUUGAUGAUUGGGACGAUGUUGGGUUAAACAUCUCCAAACCUCCAGAUGUCUUGCAUCUCUAUAGGGACUUCUCCAACCACCUCAGCCCCACAGUGGAGCAAGUGGACUUUGAGUGCAAUGUAAACCUAGAGGAUGAGCUACUCAACUCUAAGAAACGAGAGGUAGACUACCUCAAAGAGAGACUGGACAGUCAAAUAUCAUACUUAGAAGACCAGAUAAGCGAACUCAGCAAAGAGAACAAAAGUUUGCAACAGGCUCUAAGUGAAAAAGAACAAGAGCUAGAAGAAGCUGCUGCCUUGAGAAUGAUUACACCCACAGUCAACCCAAUGAAACAGUCCAUCCCACAAGCAGAAGUUAAACCCACUGUGAUUGGCCAAAACUACAAUAACAUUGAACCUGAACUAGAAUCAACCAAUGAAAAACCAGAUAACAAAAUAAGUGAUUUGAUAGAAAAACCCAACAAUAUAGACUCAAAUGAUACAGAACAUGUAAAGAAUGAAUCAGACAAUGCUGAUGUGGACAAUUCAAUGAAUGUGGAAGUUGGAUCAGUGACUAAUCCAACAGAUGCAGACAUUACUACAGAUAACACUACCUUACACGAUGACACUAAACCUCCGGAUGACUUCACGUAUCAACAUGUUGAAAGGAAAAUGUCACAAGCUUUUAGUCGAACUUUACUAAAUAUGGCAUUCCAUGUAUCCCAGGACAACAGAAUUAUACAAGAGGUGUCCAAGAUUACAGAUUCCAGUAGUGAAAAGGUUGUGAUGAUGCUAGGCAGGUGUCUACCACACAUUGUUCCAAAUGUUUUGCUGGCGAAACGAGAGGAACUUAUUCCACUGAUACUCUGUACAGCAACACUUCAUCCUGAUGGGAAAGAAAGGGAUUUGCAGCUGAAUACAUUAUUUAAUCUUAUUAAAAGACCUGAUCAGGAACAGAGGAACAUGAUCUUGACGGGUUGUAUAGCCUUUGCUCAACAUGUGGGUCCAACCAGGGUGGAAGCUGAAUUGUUGCCACAGUGCUGGGAACAGAUCAAUCACAAAUACAGUGAAAGAAGGUUACUAGUCGCUGAGGCAUGUGGCGCAUUAGCCCCAUACCUACCUAAUGAGAUACGCAGUUCUCUGGUGCUAUCCAUGUUACAACAAAUGUUGAUGGACGAUAAAUCGGAGGAAGUCCGGGAAGCUGUAGUUAGAAGUCUUGGUCUCCUAAUGGGUUUCAUAGAUGAUAAAGACAAAUACAACCAGAAGUUCAAAUUUGACUUUACAAGUUCUCAGAAGUUCAAAUCAGAGUUUAGAUUUGACCUUUGA
Owenia fusiformis is the source of this 1926-nucleotide messenger RNA. The record is from the annotation of a GenBank genome assembly. Lineage: Eukaryota; Metazoa; Annelida; Polychaeta; Sabellida; Oweniidae.